AGGCCCGAGGAGGAGCAGGGCGGCGGCGCGGCGGGCUGCGGCGACGCCGCAGCCGCGGCGGCGGCGGGCGACUGCGCAUCGUGCGGGUCGGCGUCGUCCUGCGGGAGCAAAGGAGGAGCCCGACGCCACCGCGCCGGUGGACGAGCAGGAGCUGGCGAGGCGGGCGCUGCAGGCGCUGGGGAGGCCGGCGAGCACUACCGCGUGGGUGGAGGUGGCGACGCCCGGCGGGUCGUCCGAGCUCCAGUGGAGGGAGCUGGCCAACACCAUCGGGGAGAUGACGACGUCCCAGAAGCCGCUCGCGCCGCCGCCGGCCCUCGUCGGUCCGGCGAGCGCCGUCGCCCUCUCGCCGCGGUCGGCGACGUGUCGACCACCUCGGCCUCCACCGUCGUCGGCCUGCCCCUCCUCCGAGAGGCUGCGGGCGAACCAGGCCAUGGGCGACCAGGGCCGGCGCAUGCUGCACGCGAUGCGCGAGGGCAAGGCGCCGGACGAGGGCGUGUUCGUCGUGGCCGGCAGGCGCUCCGUGGAGGAAAGUCUACUUCAAGUCCAGCUUCUCGCGCUUCCCGCGCGACCCCGUCAACGGCUUCUCCGACGAGAAGGCGCGGCGGAUGGGCAGGGACUGCAUCGUCUGGAAGACGUUUGACGACGGCACCUUCACGGCGCUCUUCGUGGACGGCAGCCAGAUCGACUUCCCGUGCGAGAGCGUCGAGGGCUUCGACUUCCGGGGGUCCCACUACGUGGGCUAGGGGCCAGCGUGGCCCACCGAGCGCGGCGCUGCUCGGCGGAGCGCGCGCGGCGAGCUCUCUGCGCCGCCCUCGGGGCCUCCAGGAGAGGAGGAAAUGAGAAGGAGGUGGAGCGUCGACGGAGAAAUGAGGCUCAGGCCGGCUUUUCGCGCGCCAGGGCGCGCCAUCAGCGCGCGCCCGCGGCGUGUCCCGGCACCGCUCGCACGGUGCAGCCGGCGGGGACAGGCCAGAUCCGGUGGGAUCCGUGCCCCCCCUCCUCCUCACUCCUCCUCCCCUCCUCCUUCCUC
This is a messenger RNA of Prorocentrum cordatum, 1027 nucleotides long. Lineage: Eukaryota; Dinophyceae; Prorocentrales; Prorocentraceae. The record is from the annotation of a GenBank genome assembly.